Linum tenue is the source of this 1009-nucleotide messenger RNA. Lineage: Eukaryota; Viridiplantae; Streptophyta; Magnoliopsida; Malpighiales; Linaceae. The record is from the annotation of a GenBank genome assembly.
CGCAAAAUAAAAAUACGUCCAUAAAUAGCCCUCUUAUCUUCCUCACCGUUCUCUAUUACCCUCAGGAAAGCGAGGAAAAAAAAGCUCUCUCUCUCUUUCCAUUUUACAUCUAAGUUUUCUCUCUCUUCGAUCGGAGGAAAAACCUUGCUCGCCGAUAGAAUCCAGGGAAAACGCAAAGAUGUCGGCGGCGAUUAGGAAGAUCACUCUGAAGAGCUCCGACGGUGAGACGUUCGAGGUUGAUGAGGCGGUGGCGCUGGAGUCGCAGACCAUCAAGCACAUGAUCGAGGACGACUGCGCUGACAACGGGAUCCCUCUACCCAACGUCACCAGCAAGAUCCUAUCCAAGGUCAUCGAGUACUGCAAGAAGCACGUCGAGGCCGCCGCUUCCAAGACCGAGGAACGCCCUUCCUCCGCUGACGACGAUCUCAAGACCUGGGACGCCGAUUUCGUCAAGGUCGACCAGGCCACUCUCUUCGACCUGAUCCUGGCUGCAAACUAUCUCAACAUCAAGAGUUUGCUGGACCUAACUUGCCAGACGGUGGCUGACAUGAUCAAAGGGAAAACUCCAGAGGAAAUCCGCAAGACCUUCAACAUCAAGAACGACUUCACACCGGAGGAAGAAGAGGAAGUUCGUAGGGAGAACCAAUGGGCCUUCGAGUGAUUCCUUUCACCGCUCUUUCUCCAGAAUGUCUCUCUGUUUUUAAAUUUGUACUUCCAGCUUUCAGCCUCUCUAUCCUUGUUUCCCCUCCAUGAACACACAAUGAUCCCCUCCAGACGUCUCUCAGAUCUAUGUGAACUUGUGAUAUAACUUUCUCUGUUUCCUAAUUGGUCUGAUAUGAAUAUGGCUUUUAUGUGUUCAGCGUCCUGUUUGCUAAAUUAUCCCCUCCAUGAACACACAAUGAUCCCCUCCAGACGUCUCUCAGAUCUAUGUGAACUUGUGAUAUAACUUUCUCUGUUUCCUAAUUGGUCUGAUAUGAAUCUGGCUUUUAUGUGUUCAGUGUCCUGUUUA